AUGAAAGUGGGAAAAGUCACAGAUCACCAGUGCAGGUCACAGCAGUACGGCCUAGUCCAGCAGGUGGUGGAGUCGCACCCAAUUUUCUUUCUUCUGAAUGUCUUGCUACAGCCGAGACGAGAAAAGGAAAUCUUCUUUGUGUCAUGGCCCAAUCCCACCAUAUAUGCUUUAGAGGAUAGUACCUGCUUUCACUUUCCAAGCAAGCCGCAAAGAACUCUGGAAGAGAAGACCCUACGGGCUAUUGUGCCUAUCUCGAUAGAGAACAUCAAAUCCUGUGACUGUAUCCUUAUAGGCACAGCAGACCCGCGAGAUCUACGGCAAUUCAUGGAGGAGUAUGACGCAAAUGUCUCCAAACCAGGUUUCGAGGGUCGGAAGCAACGAGGGGCGGUCUUGGACCAAGAAAUUCUUGAGCAAAUCCUAUCCACAGAUAGGUAUCAUGUCAAGAACUCACCGAUUCCGCUGGGAGCUGUUCGCUUACUGAGGAGCACUGUGGCUACCUCUUCUCGAGGUAGCCGAUACGCCUUGCAGCCACAGCUUCUGCGGGUGCGUGAUUAUUUAUCAGACGAGGCAACUUUGGAGAACGGCGUUUCAUUGCAGGAUAUCACUAAUCAUCGUCUAUCCUCCUGGCCGAUGCGACAGUCUGCAUAUGGUGAGAAGUUCGCCGAAAGUCGACCCCCCUUCGUCCAUGACCCCCUGAGCGGCAUCUCCCCACUCGCGGAAGCCAUCGGACUCCGGAGAACUUUUGACGAUUACUCUGUGCUGAGUGAGCUAGGGAUUUUACUAGGUGGAGACUUACCAGCUCUUCAGAGCUACGUGCAGUCUUGGGAAUGUGCAGCGAAUUCUCUUGUCACCCGACGUUUCCAAACCCUAAGCUGUACAGAGCAAACUGUCUACCAAGACAAGUCACACUCCAGCGGUCAAUCAUCCCAAACAAACAUCGAGUCCGAUGUGGAACUAGAAAGCGAGGAGGAGAAAGAUGUUGAAGACGACUAUGUUGACGAGGGCAGUGCAGAUUCAGAGUAA
Molecule: messenger RNA, 1023 nt
Organism: Talaromyces rugulosus
Lineage: Eukaryota; Fungi; Ascomycota; Eurotiomycetes; Eurotiales; Trichocomaceae
Exons: 1
Coding region: 1-1023 (340 amino acids)
Source: RefSeq, a predicted model, not a curated record